This is a messenger RNA of Cololabis saira (Pacific saury), 3145 nucleotides long. Its product is annotated as protein Wnt-2b-A. The record is from RefSeq and is a predicted model, not a curated record. NCBI's taxonomy places the organism in Eukaryota, Metazoa, Chordata, Actinopteri, Beloniformes, Belonidae. The transcript is spliced from 5 exons. Gene Ontology annotation, biological process: neuron differentiation; multicellular organism development; cell fate commitment. Gene Ontology annotation, molecular function: cytokine activity; frizzled binding. Gene Ontology annotation, cellular component: extracellular region. Bases 453 to 1622 code for a protein of 389 amino acids.
GACCGGCGCGAGCAUCCGACCCAGAGAAGAGACAGAGCAGCAGCUGCUCUAUCCGCACAACCUCGGAUUCGGAUGCUAUUUUUGCCUCUGAGGGAAGAAGAAAAAAAAAAUAGAGGUUUAGUGCCCGAUGAGCUGCAAAUAGAGGCAAAAGCCGCCCACACUUGUUGCCGGCCUCCUCAGGUAAGACUCCCUGUUUGCAGCCAGAAGUUCUCGGUUGGAGAGUCUGGUGCGCACAUGGCACCGAAAACGCGCACGCCGCUAUGCUGACAACCGCGCAGUAUGGAGAUACGCACUGGAUAACAACGAGCCUUGCCAACUGUAUAGGUGCAUAACUUACAAACUCUCUCAACUGAAGUUAGGAUUUAUUCCGUUUUUUUUUUUUUUUGUUUUUUUUUUUUUUCCUUUUUGACGUUUGGGGCGCAAAAAUAGCAACACACAAACAAGAAAAAGCCAUGCUGGGUUUAAACGGGAUUGUCAGCCUGCGGGCAGCUCGGAUUCAGCGCUGUGGUUCUCCUGGACUCUCAUCCCGCUCAUCUCCGUGUCGGAACCCCGGCGCCGGUUCCAGGAUUUAUUGUGCGUGCCUGCUACUCCUGCUGCUCGUGACGCCUCGGGUGGACUCGUCCUGGUGGUAUAUCAGCGCACUGGGAGCCCGAGUGAUUUGUGACAACAUCCCUGGCCUGGUGAACAAACAACGGCAACUCUGCCAGCGCCACCCUGACAUCAUGCAUGCAAUUGGCGAGGGCACCAAGGAGUGGAUCAGAGAGUGCCAGCACCAGUUCAGACACCACCGAUGGAACUGCAGCACAAUGGACCGCGACCACACUGUCUUUGGACGCGUGCUGCUCCGGAGCAGUCGGGAAGCAGCUUUCGUGUAUGCCAUCUCCUCAGCAGGGGUUGUGUACGCGCUGACUCGUGCCUGCAGCCAGGGAGAGCUGAAGACAUGCAACUGUGACCCUCACAAACGUGGAAGAGGGCAGGAUGUCAAAGGCGAGUACGACUGGGGCGGCUGUAGCGAUAACAUCAACUACGGGAUAAAGUUCGCCAAAGCCUUCAUAGAUGCCAAAGAGAAGACUGUCCGAGACGCUCGGGCGCUCAUGAACCUGCACAACAACCGCUGUGGCAGAACUGCAGUGAAGCGCUUCAUGAAGCUGGAGUGCAAAUGCCAUGGUGUGAGCGGCUCGUGCACGCUGCGGACAUGUUGGCUGGCCAUGUCAGACUUCAGGAAGACUGGUGACUACCUAAGGAGGAAAUACAACGGGGCCGUUGAGGUGACGAUGAAUCAGGACGGGACAGGUUUCACCGUAGCCAACAAAGCCUUCAGGAAGGCCACCAAAAACGACCUUGUCUACUUUGAGAACUCUCCGGAUUACUGCCUGCAAGACAAAGCAGCAGGUUCCCUGGGCACGGCUGGGCGAGUGUGCAAUAAGACAUCACGGGGCACAGACGGCUGCGAGGUCAUGUGCUGUGGGCGUGGCUACGACACCACAAGAGUCAAGCAAAUCACCAAGUGCGAGUGCAAGUUCAAAUGGUGCUGUGCAGUGGAGUGUAAGGACUGUGAGGAAGCUGUGGACAUACAUACAUGCAAGUCCUCCAAACGAGCAGAGUGGUUGGACCAGACUUGAGGACACCGACCCGUCUUACCCCUGCAAUGCAACCCCACCCUUUUCCCCCUUUGCAGGACAUCCUGUGGAACAUGGCAUUCUGGAAAAGUCUGUCCAAAAGUGCUCUGCACCUCCGCCCUCCGCUUCUCCCACCUUGUCUCAUCAUUGCAUGGCUUUUCUACCUGUCUGUGAAAGCAGUAGAAUCCACUACCCGUCAAUAUGAACUAAUACCCAUUAGCCCCCAUUUGUGAAUGUCCCUGUGACUGAACUGGUGGGAUCAGAUGAACAGUGAUACCACUUUGGCUUUUUUUUAUCACACUCAGUCCUGAUGGCCUUUGUUGUGCUUGGUUCAAUAUUUAAAAUGUUUGCUGCUUUCAUGAUGCUUUAAAGACAGAUUUCUACAUUAACUGAGCCUUCAAACAUAUCCAGUAUUAUUACAACCUCAUAUACUCACAUAAAACUUUAAUUCAGUUUUUUUUUUCCCUUAAUUUUGGGAAUUAUGCUUUUACCUACCAAACAAAACAAAAAAACACACUUGGUUGAACUUUGGAAAGUAGCUUGGUAAGUGCAAUUUGAGAAGUGGACAUCUGAGUUUGAAGUUUUGGCUGUGUGGCCAAACAGGGGUCCGGACAGAGGAAUACUGGGGGACAGAAAAUGGACACCAGAUGAAUAAAUGGACAGAUGCAUCAUUGGAACUUUGAAUGAAACUGAAGAAAACGUUUUUAAAGUGAUUUAUUUAAAUUGUAAAGUGUUGUUUCAUUUCUUAUCCGUGGAUGAGACUGCACUACAUUGGCUGACAUUGGGAGAGUAAAGAAUGCCCCCAUUACUGUGAUUAUAUGGUGAACUCUGGUUUCCAGUGUGUAAGAUGACAACCUGCUGCUGAGAGAAAGAAAAAACUAAGGCCUUGAUGGUUACUUAAGUCACACAUUAACAACAACAUUGACAGAUUUCACUUCUCUGCUCUCCAGCUUGCUUGUAUAACAUUGUGUAUAUUGCCUUAUCUAAACAGAUGUUCAUAUGAAAUAUAUGGUGUAUUAGAAUGACAAUGGUAUCUUUGUAUUUUGUUUGGACAUAUGCAUAGGUUGAAGUUUCCGACAGAUCAGGCAGAGGAAGCAGAGCAAAUUGGUGUGACCGAACAGGUUCAAUACUAACAUAACGUGAGGCUUUACUUCCAUCUCACAUGCGAUCGUUGCACCUCACAUACAUAAGCUGAUAAGACACUGGACAUGAGGACUGAUAAUACAAUGUAUAGCAUGUCAGCAACAAAGGCUGGAUCUGUGUGGAUUGGGGUGUUUGAUUAAAGGCCCAGCCUAAACCCUCCACCCCUGCUGGCCCUCUCCCACCCUUCGCUAUGUGGAAUUCCAGGUGGGUCCCAGGCUAAUGACUAGAUGACUGUAAUUACCUGGGGCUGUUGAUAGCUGGUGAUUGGACAUGGUUGUGCCACAGAGGAUCUAGUGUGGGCUCCUGCUGGGACCACAUUUAAUCAAAGACUUCUUGGCCAGCUUAUCAAAGGGAAUACUUUCCAGCAAUCUUCUCAGCCUCAG